Paramecium octaurelia is the source of this 415-nucleotide messenger RNA. The record is from the annotation of a GenBank genome assembly. Lineage: Eukaryota; Ciliophora; Oligohymenophorea; Peniculida; Parameciidae.
AUGACUAAAAGGUUUAAAUAAAAAACAAUAUUAUUCAAAUAACCUCCUCUUAAAAAGCAAGAUUAAUUGUUGUGUACUUUCAUUAAAUGGCUUGAUUUAAUAUCAUUAGGUGAAUGCAUUUCUAUGGUCAAGGAUUAUAAGUGCUUUAUAUUUAUGAUAACAAUUUGUAAAAAUUAGUAUUUCAAGAUUUAUAAUUUUUCAGAAUAUUGAAUGUCAAAAUAACUAAAUACAGUCAGUUGAAUUUGAAUAAUUGGCAAGAUAAGAAAAUGAUACUUUGAUAAAAAUUGUCUAUCAAUUAUGCCAAUCCUACCUAGUAGGUUAGGUUGAUACUCUUUCAUUUCAAAUCAGAAUACUAUUGAAUUUCAGUUUCAAGAUGAAUCAUUUGAAUUAGUGGCAUUCUCUUUAAUUAAUUUGA